AUGUCAAUACUAAUUCCGGUGGCCAUCAUCUUAUUCUUGGUGUACCUUUUAUCAUUCUAUGAUAAUAUCAGGCUGAUGAGAAAGUUCUGGAUCUAUGGAGGGAAGAUGCCAGGACCACCAGCUCAUCCGAUAUUCGGCAACGCGUCCCUCUUCAAAAAUAAGACAACGGAAGAUUUCGUCGAAAUCUUUGUUAACUUGGCUAACGAAGCUCGAGCGAAAGGUGCAAACUUGAUGAGGACUCAAGUGAUGAAUCGUAUUUAUGUCUGGCCAUUAAACGGGAAGACUGCCGCGACUAUUCUAGAAUCUUCUACAGAAGUGAACAAGGGCGACGACUACUCAUUUCUGGUGCCAUGGCUCGGUGGGGGCCUGUUGAUGGAGCAGGGGGAGAAGUGGAAGAAUCAUCGGAAGAUGUUGACGCCAGCGUUUCAUUUUGCAAAGUUAGAAGGGUACUUGGAUGUCUUUAAUAGUGAAUCGAAGAUCCUCAUCGACUGCAUCGAGAAAGCGAUGGAAACUCAGGACACCAUAGAUCUCUUCCCAUUUUUCAAACGAUGCACCCUGGAUAUUAUUUGUGGGACUGCGAUGGGUAUCAAGUUUAACGCUCAAAUCGAACAUCAUCAUGAGUAUGUGAAAGCGGUGGAGGGAUUCAAUAAGUUGACGGUCGAGUACUCGCUCAACCCAUUCCUCUGGAACAAAUUCGUCUACUGGGCACUGGGCUAUCAAAAAAUGCACGAUGACUUUCUCCUAGUCCUCAAAAAAUUUACAAACGACGCCAUUGUCGAAAGACGUGCCGCGUUGGCGUCAGGAGCCGUCGAGAAGGAAACGUCGAAGCGAAAAAUGAAUUUUCUGGAUAUCCUGUUGUCGAGUGAGGAGUCGAUGGAGUUGACUUCAGAAGACAUCCGCAAAGAAGUCGACACCUUCCUAUUCGCCGGUCACGACACAACAUCCACCUCGCUGUCCUGGUUGUGCUGGAAUCUUGCACACAACGCGGACGUCCAGGAGAACGUGUACCGUGAGAUUCUGGAGGUGUUCGGCGAGGACCCAAAUGAAGACGUCACGUCGGAGAAGAUAAACCGUUUAGAGUAUACGGAAAGGGUGCUGAAAGAGUCGAAACGCAUGUUUGCACCGGUGCCAGGCGUGCAGCGGAAAUUGACGAAAGAUAUUGUGAUAGACGGAAUCACGAUCCCAUCUGAAGGGAACAUCACCAUCUCGCCUACAGUACUCCACUGCAACCCGCAAGUCUAUCAGAAUCCCGAAAAGUUCGAUCCGGAUAGAUUCCUGCCGGAGGAAUGUCUCAAAAGACACUCCUAUGACUAUAUACCAUUCUCCGCGGGACUCCGAAAUUGUAUCGGUCAAAAGUUUUCAGUGUUAAAUGAAAAAGUUAUGCUGGUACAUAUUCUGAGAAACUUCCGACUGGUGCCGAAAAUUGGUUUUUAUGAAACGAAGCCGUUGUUCGAGGUUGUCGCAAAGCCGUCGCAUGGAAUCCCGAUGAAAUUGAUAAGAAGAUAUUGA
Molecule: messenger RNA, 1509 nt
Organism: Caenorhabditis remanei
Lineage: Eukaryota; Metazoa; Nematoda; Chromadorea; Rhabditida; Rhabditidae
Exons: 8
Coding region: 1-1509 (502 amino acids)
Molecular function (GO): monooxygenase activity; heme binding; iron ion binding
Source: RefSeq, a predicted model, not a curated record